AUGCGCAUACUUGCCCUCUGGGUUGUUUGUGGAACUUGUCUGACAGUCCCAAGUCAUGGAGAUUCUGUCACACAGACGGUGUCCUCAGAAGUGAAGACAGAAGGAGAGGAGGUGACUUUCAGCUGCAGCUAUGAUACUACAGAGAGGGACUACUUUUUAUAUUGGUACCGGCAACGGUCAGACUCAAGACUUGAAUUCAUACUGCGCAAAGGUUCAAGUGGAUCUGAAGAUAAUGCAGAUUUUGCCCAAACUCGCUUCACCGGCCAUCUACAAAAGGAAAGGAAAUUCACCAGUUUGACCAUCUCAUGGCUGCAGCUGAGCGACUCUGCAGUUUAUUACUGCGCCUUCCGCCGCACAGUGAUAACGUUGCUGAUUUCCCUCAACACUCUGGACUCUGUGGUCAAAAUCUGCUGUAACUUCAUUUACACGUUCACGGAUGACACCACUGUCGUCGGCCGGACAGCAAACAAUGACGAGACGGUGCCCGUGAAGGAGAUGGAGAGUCUCGUGGCAUCGUGUCAAGACAACAACCUCUGCCUCACUGGCAGAAAAAAGAAGCUUAUCGACAUCACGCCCGUCUGCAUCAGUGCUGCUGUGGUGAAGAUUGUUCAGAGCUUCAAAUUGCUAGGUGGAAGUAUCGCUAUCAAUUUUUCCCGCUGCAGCCACGUGAACGCUUUGGACAAGGUAACAUACCGGCGUCUCUAA
Messenger RNA from Pristis pectinata (smalltooth sawfish), 705 nucleotides. Its product is annotated as T cell receptor alpha chain MC.7.G5-like. The coding region runs from base 1 to 705 and encodes 234 amino acids. Lineage: Eukaryota; Metazoa; Chordata; Chondrichthyes; Rhinopristiformes; Pristidae. The record is from RefSeq and is a predicted model, not a curated record. The transcript has 3 exons.